UAUAGAAACAUAUUUACGAUCAAGUUUAGACUUGUAAACGCCGAGAUGAACGAAAUGCGUAUGUCAGAAAAUAAACUACUUUUUGCGGAUAAAUGCGACUCCAAAUCCCCGCAAAUUAGCCACCGAAUUUUUGGUCAUAAAUGGACACUCUUUACAACUGUAUUGUUCUUUUUUGUUGUGCAGUUCACUACUGUUUACUGCGUGGAUGAAGUAACUUCAAAGUCGGAACUUGAACAUUUGAAGAGUUGUUCAACGCAGUUAUCAGAUCCCGUGACGUCACAAGUUGAAGUUGGGUGGCCGUACACGAUAAACUGCGAUGAACUUUUUGAAGCGAGUUCGGACUAUUUUAUCUAUGAAGCUAGCGUAGAAAUACUUAACGAAACCGAUUUCCAGUGCAUUAUUUCUUCUGGAGACACCAUUGUGCAUAAAUCUAAUGUCUCAAACGUUGAAUCUGAUGUCACUUCGUUCUUCUUCGCUCGCUCUGAAAGCUAUUCAAUCUCAGCUGUCUCCGAGAAUCAGAAUGGUACAAUUUUCACAGCAUUCCUGGCGAACGGAGACUCGUGUUUUUCAAUUCUCUACACACUCAUCGUCACCGGAGCUCAACCUGAUAAAACUUGCAAUGAAGUGACGUUUAAUGAUGACGAAAUAUUACACAGAAGUUUUGAAGUGGGGAAUCUAUAUCUUCUACCAUGUUUCGAUGGCAAGAAGAAAUUCCACUUUGAGAACGAAAAAUACGAGCUUAAAUGGUACAAAGGCUGUGAGGAGAUCAGAGUUGAAUCCCAAAUUUCAAGCGAUGAUUUCGAGAGCAAUGAUGUUUUGGGCCAAAUGAAGAUUGCGGACGCCGAUUUUUCAUCAGCCGGAAACUACACAUGCUCAGUCGUAUAUAACGGAAGAGAACGAUUUGUAUCAAGAAGUAAUGUCUGUGUCAAAUACGGUCAACAACGAGGGCCUCCAAAUAUUCGUCAAAUAACCUCAACUACAACAAAAGCAUCAAUAGGAAACGAUGUGCAAUUGACAUGUGGAGGAUGGGGUGGAACCGAUCAUUUCCAACUUUCAUUCGCAGUAAUUUGGUACAAGAAUGUAACAAAUCGAACAUCGAACGACAAUAUAUGUGUCAAUUACGUGUUUUAUCCAGGAAACAGCGACCCAACGGGAAAGCAUGAGUGUAACUUAUUAAGCAAUGCAAAGGAGGCAACAAAAUGUUAUACAAAUUACAAAGAUGCUGAAGAAGAUAAACGUGAAGGAUUAAUCUUAUACAAUUCAACGUUGACGAUAAAAAACUUCCAGGACUCGGACGUUGGUCAGUACGUAUGCAAAGUAUUAUCAACUUAUCCACCUGCGGAAGUUUUAUUUAACGUAAAGAAAGAUCAGUUCAAUGUCUUACUUAUCGUUAUUCCUGUGAUUGUGGGUUUCCUACUCAUUGUGAUUAUCUGUCUACUUAUAUUUGCCUGUGUGCGAUCGGGGUAUAUUAAAGGACACUGGAAAAAGAAAUUAGAUAAACCCGUAAACGAUGUGACAUGCAAAGAUAAAGAAAUUCCCAAAGACGUGAUUUGAUCUCGGCAAUGGACUUCACGUCGACCAAAAAGGAUAUCAAACACGCAGUUGGAUCAACAACAAUGACUCGCUUUAUCAACUGGUUAUAGAACACUGCGUUUUUAUGUUAAUUUCCCUUUCCAGUCCAGUAGAUUGAAUAUUUAGAGCUACUAUCUGUAUUCUGAAGCGAGAUUUCAGUUCCAAGCAAGGCUUUAUGCUAGUAGCCUAUCAAGUUGCGCAACACAAAAUACUGCGGUCAUCUUGCCGGUUCGACACAUUCUGUCAAAUUGAUGUAUUGCUGGGGACAGGAGUUAUGUGCUUGCUCAUAGUUGUAAGACGACGUGGUAACCACUGUCUACUUUAAACUUUUAAGCCGCGCCCCCUUUUAAGAAUUUGUCAAGUCCUGCGCCCCACCUCAAAAAUAUCUAGCUAACAAUAAGCUACAAAUAACAGAUGGUAAGGCAAAAGUUUGUUUCACUCAAAAAACACGUUGAAAAUACGUGGACGGCACCACCGUUUGAGAACCACAGGUCUACUUCAUGUGCACAUUGAGCCCAGCAAACCUGCUCAUCGCGUUCAGCGAAUAAUGUUGCAGAACAUCUGAGUUUGUCAACUGCGAUGAAUUUGUUUAAACGUUUUUAAAAUUGGAAAUAAAGUACUAUGCUUUGUUCAAUUUUUUGAGUUUUUUUUCUAGAGAUUCAAAUUUCUUUAUAUAUAUAUCAUGAAUACCAAAAAUCGUUGCAAGAUAAAUACAAAAAGAAAUAAUUUUUUUUUAUAUAUAUUUCUUUAUAUUCUACAUACUGUGUAUGUAUUUUUAUUUCAUGGCAAAUCAAGGAGUAAACGUGGUGAGAAAUUGAAAAAAAUAGUCAAUAUUUUUAG
Molecule: messenger RNA, 2412 nt
Organism: Styela clava
Lineage: Eukaryota; Metazoa; Chordata; Ascidiacea; Stolidobranchia; Styelidae
Source: RefSeq, a predicted model, not a curated record